AACACCUCGGACUUUAUCGCUUGAAGGAAAAAUGGCAGCUGUGAAACUUGCAAAAUUGUUAUCCUAUUCUGCUGUGGUAUAUUCUUUCCGCGACCUAUUUGUUUGAAGUGUUGUUGCUACUACAACAAUGGAUGAUUCAAAGGAAGCUACCAUACCUAGCUUAUUGAGCAGUGACACCCAGGAGGGUUCCAACCCCCUUAAUCUAGAGAGAGAACUAAGUGACUUCCGUAGUCAGUGGCAACAGGAAAUAAAGAAGGGAUCACCAAGGGGUAGACAUCAUGUCAAUGAUGAACAGACAGACAGUUAUAUCUUGGAACAGGCAAAGGUGUUGUUUAUGAAAGGUUCACAUCUGGAGCAGUCUGGACAUUUAUAUGAAGCUGUAGAGUUCUAUAAGAGAGCCACCCAACUUGUCCCUGAUAUUGAAUUUCAAAUUGACUUCACAUCAUUCCACAGUCCUAGAGAGAGGCAAGAGAGUGAGAGCUCUGUUGGAAGUUUAGAGAAUGAGGACUUUGAGGAGAACUUGGUGGGAUACCUACAGAAUCUACAGUUAUCUGAGGAGGUCAACAAUAGGAAGUCCUGUUACCCAGAGUUUGAACAGAGGACGACCCACAUUUCUGUGUUACCAGUGGAACUUCUUAACUACAUCCUACGCUGGGUUGUAUCUGUUGACCUUGACAUGAAGUCCCUGGAAAAUUUCUCUGAGGUGUGUCGGGGUUUUUACCUUGCUGCCAGAGAUGAGGGAAUUUGGCGGUCAGCUUGUCAGAGAGCUUAUGGAGCCAGUACGGGAAAGUGUAAGAAGUAUGGGGGCUGGCGUAACAUGUUUAUUCAGAGACCACAUCUCUUCUAUAAUGGUGUUUAUAUCAGUAAACUGUCCUACGUUAGAGCUGGAGAGAAGAGUUUAGAUUGCUACUACCGACCUUUUCACCUUGUGGAGUACUACAGAUAUGUCCGACUGUUUCCAGAUGGUGUAAUUAUGAUACUGACAAGCCCAGAUGAUCCACAUAAUGUAAUUCCCAAACUGAAGAUGAAGUCUUCCAAGGACCCGGGGAUGUUGAAGGGCGUGUAUAAACUGAGUGGAGAUAGGAUGUCUGGAGUGUUGAAGAGAGUGAGGAUAAAAGAUCAGUCCAUUCCGUAUUACAAGAAAAACCAGCGCCAGCGGAACCAGAACGACAUGGAAAUGACAUUUCAUGUGGAGUUUGAACUGUGUAAUGUGGGCAGAAAAAGCUUUGUCAAGCUCCAAUGGAUUGAUUAUUCUGUCACCACCAGAUAUCUGAUGACUGGUCAAGAGAGCACAUCCAGUCUGUUGGAUGGAAAGGGUUAUCCUCCCUUGAUCUUCUCCCGUGUUAGGAGCUAUACAUCUACAUCAGAAACCCCUCUACCGUAGUCCCUCUUACCAAAAAGUACAUCCCCAAUACAACGACACCCACAUUAUGUAACUGUUGGAAAUCUGUCGUUAUUAAUGCAAGAAUAAGCAAACUUACCAUUAUUUUGUUGAGUUGCUAUGAAUUUUGUUUCGAUGCUCCAUAAGGUUUUAUAUUUUGAUUUGUUUUAAUUGUUCUAACAGUAUUUAUACUGCACCACAUAUUUUGAAGUUUGUGAUUUAUGGAAGUGUUUUUUCCUUAGUUGAACUUUUAAUCAUUCCCUUAAUCAAAUGAGAUACAUGUAUUAAUUUUUGGGUAAUGAUGUAUUUAUUAUUGAUUUUGAGGAUUGAAGGAUUGAUUUAUACCACUUCUGAAAUGCCAUUUAUUUUAUGUGGGUUUUUUUUUUAAUGCUAUAAAACAGCUGAUACAUGUAUUGUACUCUAGAGUAUUUAGAUUUAAGGUUUUUGUGCAAUGUUUCAUUGUCUUUGUGCCAUGAUUAAAAUUAUUUCUAGAUUUGGUGAUUUUAAGAUUGAAAAUGUCUCUGUGUCUUUUCUUGAUAUGACUGGUUCUGACAAUGUGUACAAUGUGACUGAUUGUUUUCUCUAAUUUGUAUAAGUUAUAAACCUUUAUGGAUAUCACUGUCAGCCUUCCCUAGGCUCAUUAGAGACAUUUAAAUUGUGUUAAUUGUGAAUUUGUUGUGAUUAAACAGACCUACACACAUAAACUCACACAUAUUAAAGCUGUGAUUAGAUACUGAGUUAUAAAACACUGAUUUUUUUAAGGUGGUGUUUGAUUGUUUUACUCUUUAACCUUGUAGUCAAAGGUGCACCUGUACAGAUAUCUAGGAUUUUAGUUUUUGUUUUUCCUUUUAGAGAAGCAGUAAGUAUGAACAGCUAUAGAUAGCUAUACAACAGUAGGUAUGUAUAGCUAUAGAUAGCUAUACAACAGUAGGUAAGAACAGCUAUAGAUAGCUAUACAACAGUAGGUAUGAAUAGCUAUAGAUAGCUAUACAACAGUAGAUUAGCAAAUAGGAUCAUGUGAUGACUGAAGAAAUGAUUUGUAAAUUAUUGGCGAUUUAUUGACACAUUUAAAAAUACUCAGCGUGUGAAAUGAUAACUCUGGGAUUAUUGGAGAAAGUACAAUUUAUUUUGACAAAAAAGAAACAUAUCAACAGUUUAACUUUCUGUCUUUUUUCAAAAGAUUGUGAAUUUUUUUUUAACCAAAUUUUUUCCACUGUAGUAUUUGUCAGUUAUAUUUGAAUAAGAGACAAUCCAAAUUGAGGGAUAUAUAUAUAUAUAUAUAUAUAUAUAUAUAUAUAUAUAUAUAUAUAUAUAUAUAUAUAUAUAUAUAUAUAAACAUGUAAAAUACACAUGAAAAAAUAGCUAACAUACCACUGGAUAUAUUAUUUAAUGUACCUUUUGAAUGAUUAAACCCUACU
Molecule: messenger RNA, 2799 nt
Organism: Saccostrea echinata
Lineage: Eukaryota; Metazoa; Mollusca; Bivalvia; Ostreida; Ostreidae
Product: F-box only protein 9-like
Exons: 13
Coding region: 128-1384 (418 amino acids)
Biological process (GO): SCF-dependent proteasomal ubiquitin-dependent protein catabolic process
Cellular component (GO): SCF ubiquitin ligase complex
Molecular function (GO): protein binding
Source: RefSeq, a predicted model, not a curated record